Messenger RNA from Iphiclides podalirius (scarce swallowtail), 1275 nucleotides. The record is from the annotation of a GenBank genome assembly. NCBI's taxonomy places the organism in Eukaryota, Metazoa, Arthropoda, Insecta, Lepidoptera, Papilionidae.
AUGAGAACGUACAAUCGAAAACGCAUCAAGCAUCAGUUAAUCGAAGAUGUUCAUGAUUUGUGCAGACUAUGUCUUAAAAAGCCUGAAACAAGUGUACCGAUCUAUAACGGUCAGGACAAUAUAUGCGCUUCUCUGGCGCUGAGAAUUAUGAUUUGCGUUGGCCUUGAGAUCACAAGAGAUGAGUGCCUGCCAAACAUGGUGUGCACAGAUUGUCAUAAAGAAUUAGAAAGAUAUUAUUCUUUCCGGAAAAAAUGUGAAGUAACAUACCAAAAACUGAAAUCACAUGCACUAGCUGUUAAAGAGAGCAAAGAGAAUAAAUCUCUGUCACAGAGCGAGCAAGAGAAUUGCAAAGAAAUGGACGCAAUUAAGGAUGAAGCAUUUGCAAAGGAAAAUCUUAAAGAGGAAUUAAAUGAACAAAGUUUGGCUUAUGAAGAAAACAAUAAAGUAGAAUUAGAUGCAAAGGUUCUGAAUAGUUUGGUUAAGAAUGAGCUAAAUUCAGGUAAUGUUCAAGAGGUGCAAGAGAGUCAUAUUGAAGAAAAGCUGCCAUCAAUGGAUGAUCCGAAGUUUGAGGCAUUACUGUCAACGGUUCUACUUCAAUUAGGUAUCGUUGCAACGGUAAAUGAUAAGUGGACACUAUUGGACAAGAGUGUAAGGACAUUAGAAAUAGAAACGGGUAAUGGAAAAUAUCUAGUAGAACUUAUGGAAGAAGAGGAGGAAAUUAGGCAACAUCUUACCCACCCAGAGACCUUAAAGGAGAUUAAUGACAAUGUUGUGAAUCAAUCCAAAAUAGAUGUCAAAAAUUGCAAAGAGGCCGCCGCGGAGGGCCCUCUUGGCGCGGAGGCGCUGCGCUGCGGCGACUGCGGCAAGCGGUUCGCCACGCGCAGCGUGCUCGCCAGGCACCGGCGCGUGCACUCGGGCGAGAGGCCGCACGCCUGCCGCCUCUGCGGGCGCCGCUUCGCCCAGCGCGCCGUCAUGCUGCGCCACGAGCUCGUGCACAACGAGACGCGGCCGCACCAGUGCCUGCUGUGCCCGAAGAGCUUCACGCAGCGGGGGGCGCUGACGGCGCACGUGCGCUCGCACGCGCCCCCGCAGCAGCGCCCGCUCAGCCUGCACCGCUGCCCGCGCUGCCCCAAGCUCUUCCUCUACGCCUCCGGGCUGUCGCGGCACAUGCGCGCCCACAGCGGCCACGUGUUCGCGUGCAGCGCGUGCGCGCGCCCCUUCCGCGACAAGAGCUCGCUGCUGCGGCACGUGCGCAGCGCGCGGCACCCCGCGCCA